Messenger RNA from Ictalurus furcatus (blue catfish), 3034 nucleotides. It is a transcript of the gene aqp10b, whose product is annotated as aquaporin 10b. The transcript is spliced from 6 exons. Gene Ontology annotation, molecular function: urea transmembrane transporter activity; glycerol channel activity; water channel activity. Gene Ontology annotation, biological process: water transport; glycerol transmembrane transport. The record is from RefSeq and is a predicted model, not a curated record. Gene Ontology annotation, cellular component: plasma membrane; basolateral plasma membrane. Lineage: Eukaryota; Metazoa; Chordata; Actinopteri; Siluriformes; Ictaluridae. The coding region runs from base 451 to 1353 and encodes 300 amino acids.
UUUAUUAUUUUAAUAUGACUCAAUAAAAUGUUUAACCAACACACACACCCAUACUAAUAAUGCAGAUUAUGUUCAAGUGUUGAAAUUGUGAAUUAAUUUUUAUGUACAUCAUCUGCUUUCUUUUUUACGUGCUAACUGCAGUGCUCUUUAGACAGAAUAUAAAGUAGAACUCAUCAUUUUAUGGCACGAAAUUGUUAUUGCAUGCAGUUUGAUUUGUGGUACACACACACACACACACAAACACGCAGGACAUGGUACAUGUUGAAUAUAUAGGGUUUUAGAUUUGGUUGACUACAGGCAUGGUUCAUUAGUAAGAGGUUUGUUUUUUUGUAGUAAGUUAAUAAGUGCUGAUCGAGCUUAUUUCAUUUGAGCUGUGUGUAGCUGUGAACACACUGCUUUACUAUACCGAGUGAAUUCUUGAAAACUAUGAAACCAAAUUAUUCAUGAAACAUGGACCGAGUAUUUAAGAGAUGCCGGAUCAGCAGUCGCCUGGUUAGAGAAUGUUUUGCUGAGUUUCUUGGAGUGUACAUUUUAAUACUGUUUGGCUGUGGCUCGGUCGCUCAGGUCACAACUUCAGAAAACAGCAAAGGAGAAUACCUCUCAAUCAAUCUUGGAUUUGCUUUGGGCACUACAUUUGGAGUCUAUGUUUCCAAAGGAGUAUCAGGAGCUCACCUGAACCCUGCUGUGUCUCUCAGCCUAUGUUUCUUGGGCAGGUUCCCCUGGACACGGCUGCCCUUCUACAUCCUUUCACAGGUGUUUGGUGCCUUUCUAGCUGCAGCCACUGUUGCUUUGCAGUAUUUUGAUGCCAUAAUCCAUUACAGUAGUGGGGACCUUACAGUGAGUGGCCCCACUGCCACAGCAGGAAUAUUCUCCACUUACCCUGCAGAAUACCUGAGUGUAUGGGGAGGAGUAGUAGACCAGGUGAUUGGCACAGCGGCCCUGAUGGUGUGUAUUCUGGCUCUGGGUGACAGCCAUAACUUUCCUGCCCCUCCUGGUCUAGAACCUGUGCUGGUGGGAGCAGUGGUUAUGGUAAUUGGUGUCUCUAUGGGUUCAAACAGUGGUUAUGCUCUCAACCCGGCACGAGACAUUGGCCCUCGCAUCUUCACCUAUAUUGCCGGCUGGGGCGAUGAGGUGUUCAGAGCUGGAGCUGGGUGGUGGUGGAUCCCUCUGGUGGCCACUUGUGUAGGUGGCCUCGUCGGCUCUUUGAUUUAUGAGCUGCUGAUUGGUGUUCACCAUCCUGAACAAGAAGUCACCAAGACAAUCGACAACCUGCAUAACCUGGAGCUGGAAGUGUCACAGAAAGAGUCUGAAAAACCCAAUCAGAUCAAAGUUAUGCAGGAGCAAACCACAUGAUGUUCCUUUCAUCCCGAUAUAGUGGGAAACACUGCUUAUAAGUCUUUUAUACAAAUCCAUACUUACAUAUCUAUUAGAGACCCAAAUAACCACUACUGAAGUAACUGUCCCAUUGAUUUUCUUCAAAAAUGGGUAGCUAACUGUUAAACAACGAUUCUCUGACUAUAAAGCUAAAAAAAAAGUGAAAGAAAUUUAAUCAACAGAAAGUGUUGAGUAAAUUUCUAUAGCCGCACAGCUCUGACAGUACUUUUUGCUGCAAGGCAUAUCACAGCUUUAUAUUAGUGCACUGAUAUUGAUAUGUUAUUGUUUCAGUAGUAAAAGCUAAUUCACAAGCACUUGUAUAGCAGACAAAAUCUAAACAUAAUCUACGAAAGAAAAAAUUUUGUUGAUAUGGUGCAGCUUUCUGUAUGGAGAUUUUAUUUAUCAAGGAGGUUUGUAGUAGUCAGAGGUAAAGCUGUUUUCUGCAAAAGUCUUCAGAUUUUCAUCAUCUUUCCACAACAUUAGAUUUAACUAUAAAUGCAUGAAUAAUGUGUCGUAGCGAAAUUCGCCAUGGCGGCAGGCAGAGACCAGACAUACAGAAAACUCCUUGUUUGCACUGCAGAGACACCAUACUCCUUUGAGGACACGCUUCAAUACUUUCUUCACAUCCAUUGGAUGAAUGUCAGAUCUGGCCAACGUCCCCUGGGGACGGUUGCUUCAUCAGCGAUGCAACUGAUGUUUUCUGUCUAUUUCAGUGUAUAACAUACUGAAAUAUUAUCCUAGAAACAUGAGAAAUAAAAUUAACAAAAACCUUAGUGUAACACUUUCCCAGAAUCAGUAUGAAAUGAGGAAGUCAGAGGCAGGCUUGAAACAACUCAAAAGGCGCUUUAUUCUUCAUCUUUUACUUUUCAGCGGUUUUAUUUUUUAGACACAGAGGCUUUAUAGACACACCCGCUUCCAUACUUAGUCUGUUCAAAGUUUUUAUUUCCAAUCAAAAUGCGUGACAUCAUCUCAAGUUGCCGGACAAAGGACUAAAAUGCUGUUUGGUCACCCUAGUGUCCUAGGGAAUAUAGGUCACUGUUCAUUUCUCCACUAUCAGAAAGACACUGGGCAAAAAUUGCAUCUAUAGAAGAGUGGCAAGGUGAAAACCACUGCUAACCCAGAAGAACAUUAAGACUCAUUUCAAACCUUUUGGGAGAAUGUUCUGUGGAUUGAUGAGUUGCAAGUGGAACUCUUUGGAUGACAGGGGUCUUUUUACAUCUGGUAUAAACCUAACACAGAAUUCCACAAAAAGAACAUCAUACCUACGGUCAAGCAUGGAGGUGGAAGUGUGAUGGAGUGGGGAUGCUUUGCUGCUUCAGGGCCUGGGCAACUUGCAAUAAUUGAGGGAAACAUGAAUUCUGCUCGCAACCAGAAAAUCCUAAAGGAGAAUGUCCGGUCUUCAGUCUGUAAAUUGAAACUCAAGCACAACUGGAUUAUGCAGCAACACAAUGAUCCAAAGCAUAGGAAUAAGUCCUAGUCCUAGAAAUAAGUGAAAGACUGCUCUCCAGUUAUUGGAAGCAUUUGGUUACAGUUAUUGCUGCUAAAGGUGGCACAAACAGCUUUUAAGUUUAAGGGGGCAAUUAGUUUUUCACAUGGGUGAUAGGUGUUGGAUAAUUUUCUUUGCAUCAAUAAAAUAAUAAAAAAAAAUAAUAACCAUAUU